Molecule: messenger RNA, 1285 nt
Organism: Procambarus clarkii (red swamp crayfish)
Lineage: Eukaryota; Metazoa; Arthropoda; Malacostraca; Decapoda; Cambaridae
Source: RefSeq, a predicted model, not a curated record
AAAAGAUGUACACGUUCGUCAGUGCUUGCGUAACUGCUUCGUGAAUCUGGCUCCUGUAGGGUGCUAGGUGCUGGCCUCAGUUGCUACCCAGCCACGGUCGGGUGUACACGCACGCUGCUCCACGCUGGUCUUGUGGACUGUCAAAUUAUGUUUCAUGGGGUAUUAGGUGAUCCUUCCAAAACAGAGGAUGAACGAAACGAAAACAUAAGAAAAGGUACCAAGGUUGUACACGAUGACAAGAAUCCAUGCAUUAAGGAGCACAAGUUAUCCUUCAAGUGUUUGGACGACAACAGCUACAAUCGUGAACUUUGUGGGAGUUAUUUUGACAACUACAAUAGGUGUAGAGAAUUUUGGAACCAAGUUAGGGUAGACCGCCGAAAGGCUGGCAUAGUGCCGCACUUGCCACCGGCAGAAGAACGGGACCAUAUCAAGAAGGAAUAUAUGGAGAAGAUGAGAGCAAAGAUACAAACACAUUGACAGAUAUUUGCCCAUAAAUUGGUAGGAAUGUUUAUGUAUUUUCAUUAUUUAUUAAUAUUUAUUUCAAGUUGAUGGCAAACUUGUUUUUAAAAUUUGGAUUUCUGGUGGACAUUUGGGACAAACAAUAAAGCAUACCAGUGUAUAGUGUAUAAUGUUGUGUUGCAGCCUUCAAUACAAUGUACUACUGCUGAAGAAUGUGUGUGCACCAGUGUUUUGAAUAUCAUAUAAUGACAAAAUGUUAAGUGAAAAUGUCGCUGUCUUCGAUAAUUUGGUUGGUGUGUUAAAGGGAAACUGUGCUGCUAGAAACUUGGUAUUCUCGCAUAAUUUGAUGGUUAUCUGAAGGUUCUUACUGAAGCUUUGAACGUAUCUUAUCUACUCAGUCUUUGAGCUGUUUUGUAUUGCUAUUUUAACUGUUCUCAUGUUCAAGAACUAGAGCUUGAUGGCAGCACAUAUUAUUUAGAAUGGGAGCAUUAAGGCCUAAGGUAAUGCUCUGUAAAAAUAUAUAUACUGUAGCUCUGUGAAUUGUAUUUUCAUUCUUGAAAUUAAUUAAAACUUUAUUACAUUACAAUGAAAUAAUUUUUAAAUUAUGUAAUUUUUAUAAGGUUUUCUUAUUAUCAUGUUACAUGUUUGCAUUAAUUUUCUUGUAUAUUUGACGUAAUGUGUUGGUUAAUAUAUUGGAAUUCAUGCAAGAUGUAUAUAAUGCAUUUUUAUCUAAAUUUAUUUUUUAUCGAGCUAUUUUAUUAUUAAACAUUUACAUUGUCCUGGAACCUGUGAUGUAUAUUUGUAAAUAAUGAGACAUAGAGACAUA